GGAGAGUGCUCUGACAGCUUCAGUGUCCUGCCCAGAUAAAUCCGCGCACUAUUUCUAAACACACAGUAACUCCCAGCAAAUUGAGUUUGACAUUUAUCAUUAUACGUCAGUACUGAAAAACUGCUAAGAAGCAAAGCCAGCUUUAGCUUUCUGAGAUGUGUGGAAGAACUGCGUGCACCCUAGCUCCGGACGAGGUGAGCCGAGCCUGCUCGUACAGAAACCGGGGCGGACAGCGGAGACAGCCCCGCUGGAGGGACGGAGACGCGGACAAAUACAGACCCUCCUACAACAAGAGUCCCCAGUCCAUGAGUCCGGUUCUGGUGUCGCAGAGACAUUUCGACAAGGCUGCUCCUGUGGAUGAAUGUGUUUUGGCCUCAAUGCGUUGGGGUCUCAUACCCGCCUGGUUCAAGGAGAGUGACCCCAGCAAGAUGCAGUACAGCACCAGCAACUGCCGCAGCGAAAACAUUCUUGAGAAAAAGUCCUACAAGGACCCCCUGCUGAAGGGACAGCGCUGCGUCAUCAUGGCUGAUGGAUUUUACGAGUGGCGGAGGGUGGACAAGGAGAAGCAGCCUUUCUUCAUCUACUUUCCUCAGAAAAAUGGCCCGAGCCAGGAGCGGAAAGAGGACCAGCAGCAGGACGUCACGUCUUCAACUCGCAAUACAGUCAUGUCAGAGAGAGGGGAAAUCUCGCAUGACCUGGCAGAGGAAAGUGAAGCUGAGUGGAGCGGGUGGAGGUUGCUGACGAUGGCCGGAGUGUUUGACUGCUGGACACCACCAGGCGGUGGAGAAGCUCUUUACUCCUACAGCGUUAUCACUGUGAACGCUUCCCCGAAUCUCCAAAGCAUUCACGACAGGAUGCCAGCCAUCCUGGAUGGAGAAGACGAAGUGAGAAGAUGGCUCGAUUUUGGGGAGGUGAGAUCUCUGGACGCCAUCAAGCUGCUUCAGUCCAAGGACGUUUUGACUUUUCAUCCCGUCUCGUCUUUUGUCAACAACUCACGCAACAACUCCCCAGAGUGCCUCCAACCGGUGGAUCUCGACCGCAAAAAGGCGAUCAAAGCCACAGCUAGCAGUAAGGUGAUGAUGAGCUGGCUGUCGAGCGGCAGCCCGGCUAAAAGGAAGGAGCCCGAAGCGAAAGAGACCAAAGGAGAGAAAGACAGCGAGGCUAAGAGUCGAUGCAAGCCCGCUGGAGGACUGCAGCUGUGGCUUCAGGGAGCCAAUAAGAAACCGAGAACAAAAUAAACACAAGAAAUGUA
Molecule: messenger RNA, 1252 nt
Organism: Xiphophorus couchianus (Monterrey platyfish)
Lineage: Eukaryota; Metazoa; Chordata; Actinopteri; Cyprinodontiformes; Poeciliidae
Gene: hmces
Product: 5-hydroxymethylcytosine binding, ES cell specific
Exons: 7
Coding region: 156-1238 (360 amino acids)
Biological process (GO): protein-DNA covalent cross-linking repair
Molecular function (GO): single-stranded DNA binding
Source: RefSeq, a predicted model, not a curated record